Aspergillus japonicus CBS 114.51 is the source of this 5878-nucleotide messenger RNA. RefSeq lists its product as uncharacterized. The coding region runs from base 47 to 5878 and encodes 1943 amino acids. Gene Ontology annotation, cellular component: cytoplasm. Gene Ontology annotation, biological process: amino acid activation for nonribosomal peptide biosynthetic process; secondary metabolite biosynthetic process. The record is from RefSeq and is a predicted model, not a curated record. Lineage: Eukaryota; Fungi; Ascomycota; Eurotiomycetes; Eurotiales; Aspergillaceae. The transcript has 4 exons. Gene Ontology annotation, molecular function: phosphopantetheine binding; catalytic activity.
CAGGACUGUCUCUGCGCCAUUUACGGUCCAUCUGCCGUGCUCAAACAUGGGUUCCACCGAGCGGGAAAGCACCUGCUACAAUUCCGCCUAUCUGGCCGAGUACUACGACAUCUGGACUGGGAAACGCAAUGACACCGCUUACAACGCGGACUCUCUCAUUCGGAUGAUCACCUCGUCCAAGAGGCCAUCUUCUCCGCUGCUCGUGCUGGACGUCGGCACCGGUACCGGCCGCCUCAUCCAGGCGAUGGCUCGUCAUGCAGCAGCGACCCCGGGGGUCUCCCUUGCCAACGUCGAGUUCAUCGGGCUGGACAUCGAGCCGCACAUGCUCGCGCGGGCGGGUGCGAUCAACGCCACCCUGGCGGUCGAGACCGGGUGUGCGCGUAUCACCUGGCUCCAGGGGUCGGCGCUGGAGAUGUCCGCCCUGCCCAUCUUCCACCCGCAGGACCCGGCGACGCGGAGGACCGUCGACCUCCUCACGAUCGGGUUCGGCAGUAUCUCGCACUUCUGCCUCCCGGGCCAGCCGGAGCAGUUCCUCGGGGAGGUGGCCCGACUUCUGACCCCGGGGACCGGGCUGGCCCAGAUCUCCGUGGUGAACAAGCUGCUCGUCGACCCCGAACGGGGACUGGACAAGGAGAUCACAGACCCGUUGCCGCCCAGCGAACAUGCCAGCGUCGAGUUCCCCGGCGUGGUGUAUCGCGAGACGGUGACGGAGAACGGGGUCGAGGGCAACGUGUGGCGCGUGGUGCGCCAUAUCGAGGUCUGGCAGGGUCGCGAGACGCUCCUCGAGCGAAAUCUCGACACCGCGGUGUUUCGCACUCUCGCGACAGCCGCACCAGACCACGAGCUGGUCAAAGCGCUUUGGUGUCGAAUACUGGAUCUCGAGCCGGACGAUGUGGAAGCCGACUCCAACUUCUUUGCUUUGGGGGGCGAUUCGAUCGAUGCGCUGAAAGUGGCGCGACUGGCCCAGCAGGCGGGGAUAGCCCUAACUGUCCACCUGAUGAUCCGCCAUCCUCGAUUGUCCGAGAUGCUUCUCGCUGCGGCCGAACAACGAAAACAACAACAAGAACAGCAGCAACCAGAAGAUCCUGAAGACCCCGCCUCGUCCCCCGGCGGUCGAUUUCUCCAAAUUCCACCCUCCCGGCAGGAUGAGGUGUUGUUGCAGGCCGUGCAGCAAUGUCAGGUCGCCGAGUCCGCCGUGGCCCGUCUGGUGCCGUGCACCCCGAUGCAGACGGGUCUUGUGGUGUUGACCGCACAACAACCAGACUUGUAUUGGGCGGAACAAACCUUCGAAUUACCCCGCGAGUGGCCCGUGGCGCAGGUUGAAGCAGCGUGGGCGAUGGUGGUCGAGGCCAACGAGGCCCUCCGCAGUCGCAUCAUCCAGCUUCCUGAUGGAACCUGUUAUCUGGCGGUGCUGCAUCCGCAAAUGGUGGCCACGAAGCCGGAGACGACAACAAGUCUCAGUCGAGGAUCUCCCUUUGGGCAGCCUCUGUUUCACUGCUGGGUUGAACCCGGACGCCUGCGGUGGCAUGUGCAUCAUGCGGUCUACGACGCGUGGUCGCAACGUUUGAUCCUGGACGCCGUGGUGGAAGCGUACCGCGAUCCCACCAGUCCCCGGAUCGCCCACCCCCCGUUCUCUGCGUUUGCCAGCCAUCUCGCGCAGAUGGAUCUAGGUCCGUCUACGGACUUCUGGCGACAGUAUCUCCACGGGUUCGAGGGUCAGCCCUUCCCUCGCGCCCUGUCUCUGAACGAGUCCAGAGUCCAGGCCCAUGUCUCCGCCUCGUCUGUCUGGGGCCCUCACCAGCAGCAUCUAGGAUUCACGGCCGCUACCGCAAUCCAGACCGCGUGGGGGAUUGUGCUGCGGCGGUACAGCGAGACAUCAGAUGUGGUGUUUGGCGUGGUGAGCACCGGACGCACCGCGACAGAGAUUGCCGGGGCCGACAUCGCCCGCAUCAUCGGACCGACCAUUGCCACCUUUCCAGUUCGCCUGCGAGUCGAUGAAGGCUUGACCACCGUGGCGGCGUGUCUGACAUCCACCCAAGCGCAACAUGGCGAUUGCCUACCGCACGAGCAUGUGGGACUGGCGCACAUCGCCUCCCUGGGCGAAUCUGGCCCCGCGCAGGCCACGCGUUUCCAGAGUCUCCUCGUCGUUCAGCCCGACGACGACGAGCCCAACGAUAGCAGCCGCCGCCCUAUUCGAGAGGUCUGGGGCGAGCGACGCGACGACUACAUGGACUACCCCUUAUCCCUCGAGUGCUUCCUCAGCCCCGGCGCGAUUCGCCAUACGCUCACAUACACCGAGUCCUGCAUGACUCGGUGGGAGGCGGAGCAACUGCUCGCACGGUUCAUCCACGUCCUCGACUGGAUCGUUCAGCCCGCCAACCAGCACUCCCUCGUCUCGCAGCUCGACCUCUGGACCCCAUCCGACGCCUUCACCAUGCAACAAUGGCAUGCCACUCCCAUCCCCUUGGUCACCGAAUGUCUGCAAACCAUCAUUGAGCGGCGCGCCGCUGCGGGAGAGUGGACCGAGCGUUCAGCGGUAGUGGCGUGGGAUGGCGAGCUGACCUACCGGCAGCUUCUCGCAGUCUCCUGCCAUUUGGCCCAGCAGCUGCAGGCUGCCGGGGUCGGCCCAGAGGUGGUGAUACCCAUUGCGCACGAGAAGUCCGUGUGGUCGGUCGUUAGUAUACUUGCGGUCCUGCAAGCCGGAGGCGCCUUUGUGCUCCUGGACAGCGGCCUGCCGGUGGCGCGCAUGCAGACCAUGAUCUCGGCCGUGAACGGGCCGCUCGUCAUCUGCUCCCAACAGCUGCAAUGCAAAGUGACGGAUCUCGUAGAUAGAGUCUUGUGUCUCGAUCCAGAACGACGGGCGGACUUGCUGCAACGGUCCGCUACAACCACCACCACCACCACCACACCUCUGCCCUCCACUCCCUUGUCGAGCGUCACCGCUGCCAAUGCCGCGUAUGCCGUGUUCACGUCCGGGACGACGGGCAUCCCGAAGGCAGUGGUGGCCGAGCACCGGCAGGUAGCCACCGCGUUCGAGGCGCAGGCCCGGCGGGGGAUGUUUCAGGCGGGGCGACGCAUGCUGCAGGUGGCCACGUACAGCUUCGACCCGUCAAUCGCGGACAUGUUGGGGCCCCUGCUGGUGGGCGGGGUAGUGUGCGUUCCGCGCGAAGACGAGGUCCUCCCGGAGCUGGCUGCCGUCAUCCGCCGGUUCCAGGUGGAUGUGAUCGAUAUCACCCCCUCGGUGGCCAAUCUGCUGGACCCGGCGGAGGUUCCGACGCUGAAGGAGUUGCGGCUGGGCGGGGAGGCUGUCACGGCCGUCCAGCUGGCGCGCUGGACGAGCAGCAGUAGCAGCUGCAGAAGUAGUGAUAGCAGGAGCUCUCCACCGCUCCAGUUCCACAACAGCUACGGACCCAGCGAGUGCUGUGUGACGGCCGCGCUGACCCCACCGCUACAUGACGCGGCCCAUCCGCUGAAUUUCGGGUUCCCCGUGGGCUGUCGGAUGGUGAUCGUGCACCCCGACGACCCCCGCCGGCUGGUGGCGCUCGGGCUCGUGGGCGAGCUGGCCAUCCAAGGUCCGAUCGUGACUCGCGGUUAUCUCAAUAACCUCGACGCGCAGGCCAAGGCAUUCUGGGAAUCGGCGCCAUGGGAGGAUCAAUGCGCCUCCGGUCCAGACUCCCCCCCCUGGGCCUCGCGGGUCUAUUUGACCGGAGACCUGGCGCGGUUCGCGGCCGACGGGUCGGUGAUCUUCGUCGGGCGUAAGGACCAUCAAGUCAAGCUGCACGGCCAACGGAUCGAGCUCGGGGAGAUUGAAGCGACUGCGCGGAAGCAGGAUGGGGUCGAGGCCGCAGUGGCGAUGGUGAUGAAGACCAAUGGGUGCUCAGAGCUGGUGCUGGUGGCCCAGUGCAGUCCCGGUCGUCCUCUACGUGGUGGUCGCGGCGACCUAGGGCUAGCACUGCAACUCCAAGACCAGCCGGAUCUCCACAACUCGCUGCAACGCCAUCUCGCCGCCCUUCUGCCCGCAUACAUGGUGCCUGCCAUCUGUCUGCUGGUGAACCAGAUCCCCCUCUCACUGACCGGCAAGACCGACCGCAAGGGGCUCCAACAGUGGGUGGAGGGGCAACAGGACCUGUCACGCUGGCGCACAAGUAAACCGACCGUCAGCAUCCCCGCCACCGAUCCUGUCGCCCGCAAGCUGAGCCAGCUGCUUGCUCAAUCCCUCCCAGCACUCGCGUCUGGGUGGGAUCCCAACGAUCCGCCGGAUGUUGCCCCCGUUGCCGCCGGACUCGACUCGAUCCGCAUGGUCUCGUUUGUGCGGGGCGUCAACCAGGCCUUUGGCGUCCGGCUGCCGCUCAGUCGCAUCCCGCGCACGAUGGUACUCACCGAGCUCGCGCACGAGGUGCGUCAGUUGCAGCGGGGCGCGGGUGACGAGACACCGGAGAGACACGCCGCACAGAACCAGGGCGAGGAGUUCGACCUCAUGCUCGCGGAUCUCCAGAGGGGGACGUCCGACGCCAUGGCGCUUGCCAGCCCCCCUUCUCGCGCGCCGUCCUCUACCCCCGCCAAACACCAUGUCUUCCUGACCGGCGCCACGGGCUACGUGGGAACCGCCAUCCUGCACCGCCUGCUGACCGAUCCCCGCGUCCAAACCGUCUACCUCCUGGUUCGCGGGGCCGCUGACGACCCGGCGGCCGGGCUCGCACGCGUGCAGGCCGCCGCCACCACCGCGGGGUGGUGGGACGAGACGCUCCACGCCCCGAAAGUGCGAGUCUGGCCGGGUGAUCUGGCGCGGACGCACCUGGGACUGUCGGAGUCGGCAUGGAGCCAGCUUGCAGGGAGAAGCCGCGGCGCAGAAGAAGACGACGGCGCAGCAGCAGCAGAAGCUGCAGCACCACCUCCGAUUACGGCGAUUAUCCACAACGGCGCCCUCGUGCACUGGCACCGCAGCUACAGCGAGCUCCGCGCCGCCAACGUCCACGCCACGGCGCAGCUGGUCGCGUGCGUCGCCACCAACCCGCACAUCAGACGCUUGGAGUACAUCUCCGGCGGCGCGCAAUGGGAUCCCGCCGAUACGCGGGUGGUCUUUGACUCCGCGACGCUGCGGCACAAGCUCCGCGAGACGAACGGCUAUGGACAGAGCAAGCUGAUCGCCGAGCAGAUUGUUGCUGCGGCGGCGGCACCUCCUCGACCUCGCAGGAGCGAAAGAGGACUCGGCAUCCUGAACCCCGCUCUCAUCAUCGGCGGACCGCGCAGCCACCAUCACGCGGCCAACCUGGAUGACCUGCUUUGGCGGCUGGUGAGUGCGUGCACGCUGAUCGGGGAGUAUUAUCCCGAGCCCGAGCCCGAGGGGGCGUGGAUCUAUGUCUCGACUGCCGACGCCGUGGCGGACGCAGCGGUGGCCGGUCUGUUCGGGUCCUCGACUGCUGAUACCACGGCCACGGUCCACAAAGAAGAACUGCAGACACGGAGAAUGAUGCUCAGCGGGCUGCGGGUGGAUACCUUCUGGGAUGCGGUGAAUGCCGGCCUGGACGAGGAGGACAUUGGCGAUGGCAAGCUGGAGCAGAAGAAAUCCCAAGCACUGAAAAGGAGUGCCACGUAUGCGGCCUGGCUGGCGCGGCUGAGCGAGUCGAUGGCAGCCGUGGGCGAGGCGCAUCCGUGCUGGCCGGUGCUCCAUGUCAUCGAGACGAUGGGCACGGAGCUGCUCAGCAGUCGCAUGCCGCCUCCCUCUGCAUGGGGCCCCGGCGAGACGUGGGAGGAAGUCGAGCGGGAAAUGGCGCGCGCGGUCACGCUCAACGUGCGCUACUUGCGGGGAAUUGGGUAUCUGGACAGGGCUGGGGCGGCUGGAACGGAGAUUACGGGGGGGUUUCGGCGGAGGGGUUGA